Molecule: messenger RNA, 2103 nt
Organism: Ictidomys tridecemlineatus (thirteen-lined ground squirrel)
Lineage: Eukaryota; Metazoa; Chordata; Mammalia; Rodentia; Sciuridae
Source: RefSeq, a predicted model, not a curated record
GCUUUACAUUCUUAAGAUCUUAUGCUGUACUGUGGUUGCUGCCAAACAGUCACAUUUGAGAUUCCCAAGGAAAAGUAAAGAGAAAAAUCCCUCCACAAAAAGGCACAGGGCAUUUCUAAGCAACCAGGAUCAUAACUUGAAGCACAUGGUAAAAUAUUUCUUUUUCUCCCCAACUCCUGUCUUCCCAAGACUGUGCAGAGAUAAUGCAGCUGUUUUCUUUUUUAUUUCUUUAAAUGUUGAGCUUGAUCCUCCCAGUAAGGCCUAUAGAAGAGGCAUAUGUAAAAGUAUAUUGACUGAAACUUAAAGCAGGUUAUCCAGACUGAAGGAAACAAACAAGGCUGGUUCUAGACUGGACACAGGGGAUCACUGUGAACAAUCCUGGGGCCUGUAAGCUUCAUGACACAGCUGUAUAAAGGGUUCUCAAACUGGGUGCUGUAAAGCAUUUACAUCCCUUGAGACACUGAGAUCUGUGACACUGAAUAAAGAUCCUGAAGUCAAAUAAGAAAAUCUGUGAAGUUUGAACAAGCGGCCUUCCCAAGAUGUACCGAAUAUCUCAACUGAUGUCAACACCAGUAGCAAGUAAAUGCUCCACCAGGUCCAACAGAGAAUGUACUGGAGAGCUGGCUCCCUCCUGCAUUUUCCCAAGCCUGGCCUUCGACUUCCUGGACGGUGGGAGUCCCUUCGAAUGCUGCUCCAUCGACCCCUUGACAGGCUCCUAUUAUACCUGUCGCCGCAGCCCCAGACUCCUCACCAACGGCUACUAUGUGUGGACGGAGGACAGCUUCCUGUGUGACCAAGACGGCAACAUAACUCUGAACCCCUCCCAGACCACCGUCAUGUACAAGGAGAACCUGGUCAGAAUAUUCAGGAGGAAGAAGAGAAUCCGCCGCUCCCUUCCUUCUCUCUUCAGCCUCAGUGCCUCCCAAUCCUGGCUGUGUGGAAGUGUCUUGGGUGAUUCUGAUACUUCCCCCCAUGAGGACAUCUGGCUGGAGGGUGCCAGGAGGCUGGAUCCAUACCACAGCAGCGAGAAUGAAGGGGAUUUUGAAUGUUCUUCUCUGAUUGACAACCUGGAGAAGCCAAAGGCAGCAUCUGUGACAGCCUCCACUUCCAGCCAAAUCCCAUCUCAGCCUCCCAGAGAAAGCUCCCAGGACACCCUUCAGUCCCUGUGGAACGCCCCUGGAGGUUUGCAAGAGAACAUUGUGGAUCCUUCACAAGGGGAUUUUGAAUGUUCUUCUCUGAUUGACAACCUGGAGAAGCCAAAGGCAGCAUCUGUGACAGCCUCCACUUCCAGCCAAAUCCCAUCUCAGCCUCCCAGAGAAAGCUCCCAGGACACCCUUCAGUCCCUGUGGAAUGCCCCUGGAGGUUUGCAAGAAAACAUUGUGGAUCCUUCACAAACCAGUGUGUUUCCGGGUGUCUCCUUUCAGGCGGUGCUGCUUAUAGCAUGCUUCAUCAUUUCUCUAUGUGCAAGAUGGUGGAUUGGAGGAGUAUUAUCCAAUGUCUUCACGUGCACGCUGGUGAUAACAAUUGCUUAUGUUGUCCAGUCAUUGUUCCUCAGCCUCGCCAGCUAUUUCAAAGCCACUGCCCAUGCCUGGUUUGCCAGAAUUUGACAACCAUUUAGGAAUGCCUCUGAUGAAUCUCUUCCAUCUGAAUAUCCGGAAAUUGUCCAACUUGCAGUCUGCUUGGAAUUGACUGUUAUAUUUGCAAGGGAGUAAGCAGCUGGAUGAUGGAGGGGGGGGAGAAACAAAUUUGUCUAUGGGACUUCUGUUUAAACCCUCAGUUUCCCCUCACAAUGGUAACAUGCUUAUGAGAAACAUAUGAAUUUGCUUUUCCUUUGCGAACACUGGAGGUUGAAAAGGAAAGGACGAGGGUGGGUGAGAGGGAACAGAGCGCUGGAGUGAAUGGCCCUGUCACUCCCUCAGGCCCUGGUUCUCAAGCAUUAACUUUCACUGGAGAAUCCUGUGUGGGGCUUGUAGAAGGGUGGAUUCCUGGGUGUGCCAGAUGGUGGGAACCUGUGCCUUACUGACCUGCUUUAAUUGGCCACUGAAAAUAAGUUAAUGUCAUCAAUUCCAGCUGGGAAGUAAAGAAAUGCAGUUUGCACAUUCA